Messenger RNA from Mobula hypostoma (lesser devil ray), 3002 nucleotides. It is a transcript of the gene cog8, whose product is annotated as component of oligomeric golgi complex 8. The transcript is spliced from 4 exons. NCBI's taxonomy places the organism in Eukaryota, Metazoa, Chordata, Chondrichthyes, Myliobatiformes, Myliobatidae. The coding region runs from base 1 to 1869 and encodes 622 amino acids. The record is from RefSeq and is a predicted model, not a curated record. Gene Ontology annotation, biological process: intra-Golgi vesicle-mediated transport. Gene Ontology annotation, cellular component: COG complex.
AUGCCGGCCACCAAGAUGGCUGCGCUUGGGAUUGACGUGGAAGAUGAGAGUAUUCUUGCUUCUAUUUUCAGGGACUCUUUUCCGGAGAAUUGGAGAGAGAACCCCGAUUUCACGUUGUACCUGUCCGAACUCAGCUCGUACGGAGUGGACAAGCUGAACCGUGAACCCGAACGGCUGGCGGAGGAGCGGGCCCAGAUCCUUCAGCAGACUCAAGAAUUGGCCUUUUGCAAUUAUAAAACCUUUAUUAAAACGGCAGAAUGCACCAAGGAGAUCUACCGGGACUUCGGGCUGGUGGAAAAACACGUCUCCUCUGUCCUAGACAAGUUGCCUGCGCUGAGCGAGAAAUGCAAGCAGUUCAUCAAGGAGACAGAGGAAACUGGCGCCAGCAGAAGGAUGAACAGUCUGACCCUUAAUCGCCACACUGAGAUCCUCGAAAUCCUGGAGAUACCGCAGCUCAUGGACACCUGCGUUAGGAACUGCUACUACGAGGAAGCUCUUGAGUUAGCCUCCUACGUGAAGAGAUUGGAGAAGAAAUACUCUUCUAUACCCGUCAUACAGGGAAUAGUGAAUGAAGUCCGUUCCUCUGCACAGUUGAUGUUAAACCAACUCAUCCAGCAGCUACGCACCAAUAUCCAACUGCCAGCUUGCCUCCGAAUCAUAGGCUAUUUGAGGAGAAUGGAUGUUUUCACUGAAGCAGAAUUAAGAAUAAAGUUUCUUCAAGCACGAGAUGCCUGGUUGAAAUCCAUGCUUGGCUCCAUAUCAGAUAGUGAUCCUUAUUUCCACAUAACUAAGACAAUUGAAGCUUGCCGAGUUCAUCUGUUUGACAUCAUCACUCAGUAUCGUGCCAUUUUCUCAGAUGAAGAUCCAUUGCUACUUUCCAGCAAUCACACUGUGAAUGAAAGUGCCAUUUUCCAUGGCUGGGUAGUGCAAAAGGUUUCUGAGUUCCUAGGAACCCUGGAAUUGGACCUUCAGAAAGGAGUUGGUAGCCGCUUAGAUUCAUUGCUAGGUCAAUGUAUGUACUUUGGACUUUCUUUCAGUCGAGUCGGAGCAGAUUUUCGUGGGCAGCUUGCCCCUAUGUUUCAGAAAGUUGCUAUGAAUACUUUUGAGAAAGCAGUUCAAGAAGCUGUGGAGAAGUUUCAAGAAGACAUGAAUUUGUAUACCUUAAUUUCUCCCCCAUCAAUGUUGGGGAGUACUAUCCCUAUGACUCUGCCAACUGAGCAGCCUGGAACUCUGCAGCCUCCAAUGGUACUUCUAGAUUUCCCUCCACUGGCAUGUUUUCUAAAUAACAAUUUGGCGGCUUUUAAUGAUCUUCGACUCUGCUGUCCCCUGGCACUUGCACAGGAAGUAGCGAUGUGCUUGGAAGAUGCUCUUGUGAAGGUUACAAAGCUAAUUCUUGCUUUUCACCGAGCUGAGGAAACUGCUUUCAGUGUGAAAGAGCAGGAACUGUUUGUCCAGUUCUGUGUUACAUUCACCGAAGAUCUGGUUCCCUACUUGAAUCGAUGUUUACAAGUGCUUUUUCCACCAGCACAACUAGCACAGAUACUUGGUGUUCCUCCCACUCAGAUUCAUAAAUAUGGCUCCAUUGGUUCCAUUAAUAAAGGCGUUAUACUAGAACUGCUUGAUUUUAUCCUCCCCAAGAAAGAAAUUAUAAUUCCACCCAAGAACAGUCUGGAUGUUGAACUGGAACAUAUCCUGUCAGUGGAAACCACUUUGCACAGUCCGGGAUUAGAAACAAAAACUGAGAUGCUGAGUGAACAAUAUUCUCCAGUGUCUUCUGCUGUGUUGAGUGGUGGAACAGAAGAAGUCAAGCCAGCUAUGCCUGAUGUAGAUGGCCAAAGAGCAGAAGGUAUUUCACAGUCUUUGGCGUAGGCCUAUUUAAGUUAGAAACUGAGACUGUAUACAUCUGUGAUUGGGAUCUGGGAACACUGGACUGGGAGUAUUUGGUUAUUAAAUGUUUAAACAAAAGGGAAAUAAAAGAUCUUGAUAGUCAAGGUGAGUUAAGAACCAAUAUUUUUCCAACAGAUUGUAAACUUUUAAUAAUAUUAACAGUUGAUAAAUUUUCUUAAGUUAUGAAAUCAGACAUUUGUAUAUCGAAGUCUUAAAUCAUCUAUUGAGAAUUUCUGAUGUAAACAAUUGUAUAAAUAAAAACUGAGAAACCAAUGAUUGAAUGUCGGUUUAAAACUAAGUUGGUCUGUAAUAUGUGGAUAAAUUAAUUGGCUACUAAAUUACUGUCAUGUGUUUGUAAGUAGCAGAUUCAAGUAGAGUUGAUGGGAAUGUGGGGAGAAUGAAAUGGAAUUAUUGUGGGAACAGGGACUUGAUUAUUGCAGGCUUGUUGAACUGAAAGGGUUGUUUUCUGUGUGCUGAAUCACCCCAUGACUGGACUUCAUCUUGGAGUACAAAUGGGCAGUUUCCAACGAUCAGCUGAACAGUUUCCAUUUUUUGAUAUAUAUUUGCACACGCUUGCGCAAGUUGCGGAGCUGAAAGCCAUCAGGUCUCUGCUGAAAGCAUUUUAGCUGAAAUUUCAUGUACUCGUUUUAAUUUAUUUGGGGCCUUUUUUGAAGUCCUGUUCUCAGAAUGUUCAUCAGCUCUAAUACUAAUGAUAGAAUAACCAAUAAGCAUUCUAACACUACUACUAGGUCUUAAUGUUUGUGUUCCAAUUUUACUCUAGAAAUGUGAAAUCACUUGUUUGGGAGAAGAUAAUGAAUUUAACAAAAAGGAUUAAUGAAUUUAUGUUAAGUCUGAUCUAGGUGAGCAACCAGUGUGGCGUUGCAUCUUUUUAACAAUUCAUUUUGGGAACUGAUGGUUUACAGAACUUGUAUGGAGUUGUUCUGAAAGCAUUCAGGUGGCGGAAAUUCUGAAAAUAAAACUUGUACUAAUGGCUAUGAAAUAUUUAUUAUGGGCAAGUGUGGUGUUAUAUAUUGCAAUGUUGACAUGGGAAACUUAAAAUUAUUCUUAAAAUUCCCAAAGCAUUCUUUCACUCUAAAUACAAGACAGGUGUUUUA